UGUAACUUUUUACACAUUCGCUGAUUUUCUCCGACCUCUCAAAACUAAUUGAUAUAAAUCGCUGUGUUGCGUUUUGCCUGCUAAUAAUCAAUGCAUCAUACAUGAUGGGAAUUGUAUUUUAUUCUGAUGAAAAAUUUUUUUCCGUUGAUGUCAAACACGCAGCAUCCGCACAGUUGCGUUAAUAGCAAGGAAUGACUGAUCUUAUGACUUGUGUGUUUUCAACAGAAUUGUGAUACACAUUACAUUGGAUUAAUCUAUCUGACACCACAGUGUGAUGAACCAUGGGUUGCGGGAGUUCUUCAAACAAAAUGAAGGUCCCCUUCUCCGAACUGGACAAAAUGUACAUCAGAGAAACAUGGGUUCAGUUUUCUGAUGGUGGAAUUGUAGAAAGCGGACAGCACCUUUUCCUAAAGAUGUUUGAGAAAAGGCCAGAUAUAAAAGAUCUCUUCCUGUACUCAAAGGAUGGGAAUGUGGCGUCAAAGAUGUUCGGGAAGAACCGUCAGUUCAACAACCAUGUGCGCCGGGUGUUCGAGAUGCUGGGGUCGGUGGUGUCGAACCUCGAUGAGUACUGGGAUGUCGAACCCCUUCUCGUCAGUCUGGGCUCAAAGCACGCCACGUUUGCCCUUCAGAAGGACUACUUCUUGUUGUUCGGAGAUUGUCUGAUGUACAGUUUGGAACGAAAGCUGGGGGACAAAUUGACACCGGAAGCGAAGCAGGCGUGGCACCGCAUGGUUAAGUUCGUAAUACCGCUGAUGAUUUCCGGUUGGACAAUAGGCACGGCCAAACUUAAAGGACAUGGAUGACGGCCACGCGAUGCGUAUCUGAAAACAUCCUUUGGAUAUGCUCUUUUGGCCGAGAUGCAGUUAAAGACAUUUACUAUUCGACAUGUUACUUAUUAUAAACUAGUAUUCGAUUAGUGUAAAUUGUUUACACUCGGGUCUAUUAAUGCUUGGAUUUAUUUUCAAGACGUAAUUUUAGAAAAGCAUCAUGAAAAUGUCCAAAAAUAGAGCAAUUACAAAUAAUAUAUUUAUAUAUAUAUAUAUUGUUAGUAUACUUGUACAUACAAAACAUGAUAAAGAAUUCAAAACAGGAUCACAGAGAAAUCAAAUCAGCUAAACCAAUCGAUAUGUUUGACAAGCUAUACACUGAAAACAUCUGUAAAUGUGACAUAUUGAACAUAUUUGUAAAUCCACCUUGGAAUAUUUGUUAUAUCAGUAGUUUCAAACAACUAUAGAACGGUUGGUUGCGAUUUUCGAACAUGCAGUUACUUCUUGAUUAUGUCUGGUAGAGUUGUGUAUAGCCUAUUCUAAUUCGGUCACUAGAUAACCAAAUGUCGACAACGCAGUCUACAUCAGCUAUAAAAUGGAAGUGUCCAGGUGUUCUACAACAACAACUACUACUAGAUAUAAUGUUCUCAGUGUAUUCUAUGUAAGCUUCCAAUACAGGUAGAUAUAAAAACAGAUUAACCGUCAUAUACAACUAUUUCCAGAGUAUUUUUACAUCAACUAUAAAAAUCAACAGUUUACAGCAACUACUAGAAACCAGUGUCUACAUCGAAUGCUACAUCUGGAUUCAAAUGUUCAUAGCAUAUUUUACAUCAACUAUUGGACAGAAAUGUUCAGAAAUUCCACGCCAAAUACUAGAUACAAAGGUUCAAUUAACUAAGCUCGUACGGGAAAUAAAUGAUUACAUAUUCAAUGUUUACUACUAGAAUUAAAAUUUCAAAAACUCUGCUACGUCAACCACCAAAUACAAAUCAAUAUUCACAAAGAAUUCCACCACCAUAUACAUACGUUCAUUUAAUAUGUCUCAGCGGAGUGAAACGGUCACAUGUAUAUCGUAGUAGGGUCAUAUCUCUGGAGUCCGUGACCAUUUUUCUCCUACCUUUUUUUAUGAUUGAUUUGACUACCUGAACCAUUAUAGAAAACAAAUGAGCUCCUAUGUACCUCCAGAAUGUGACGGCUAA
Molecule: messenger RNA, 1966 nt
Organism: Gigantopelta aegis
Lineage: Eukaryota; Metazoa; Mollusca; Gastropoda; Neomphalida; Peltospiridae
Product: neuroglobin-like
Exons: 4
Coding region: 282-803 (173 amino acids)
Molecular function (GO): heme binding; oxygen binding
Source: RefSeq, a predicted model, not a curated record